Benincasa hispida (wax gourd) is the source of this 1700-nucleotide messenger RNA. Its product is annotated as vacuolar protein sorting-associated protein 26A. The record is from RefSeq and is a predicted model, not a curated record. Lineage: Eukaryota; Viridiplantae; Streptophyta; Magnoliopsida; Cucurbitales; Cucurbitaceae. Gene Ontology annotation, biological process: intracellular protein transport.
AGUGGGUUGUCUCGUGAAGCGUGCAAAAAAGAGAAAAAAAAAAUUAUAUCUGUUCUUGUAACCCCCCAGCGUCGGCGUCUCUUCCCUCUCUUCUCUCAGCCGACGACUAGCCACACCUAGCGCCGCCGAAAUUAAGCGCCUCGGCCGCCGUGGUCCUCCGCCCGCCAGCCCAGCCGUUGACGAGCAGCUCGCGUCCACCAAUCUCCGCCACCGGCAGCGUCGGAUCUCUCUCCCUGCACCCAGACGGCUAUCUCCGCCGCCGCAGUCUCUCUCUCCCCUUCGGAUCCGUCGUCAUGCAAGCUUUUUCACCGCCGUGGGUAGGGUUUUCCGUCAAGUCUCGCCGGAAUCUUGGAUUUUAGGGUUGAAUUCGAAGUUCGGAGGGUGUCGAGUUUCUGUUCAGCGGGUUCGGAUCAGUUUUGUUAAGAGUUUGUAGGCUUGUUGUGCCAGGUUUGGGAGCUCAAUAUCACUGCCAUCCAUUAUGAAUUACCUGCUUGGAGCUUUUAAGCCAUCUUGCAACGUAUCAAUUGCAUUUUCGGAUGGAAAAACACGCAAGCAGGUUCCACUAAAGAAGGAAAAUGGUCAGACAGUUUUGGUUCCCCUCUUCCAAAGUCAAGAGAAUAUUACUGGGAAGAUAACUAUAGAUCCUCUACAAGGAAAGAAAGUUGAUCACAAUGGUGUUAAAAUUGAGCUUCUUGGUCAAAUCGAGAUGUAUUUUGAUAGAGGCAACUUUUAUGACUUUACUUCUCUUGUUCGUGAAUUGGAUGUUCCGGGAGAAAUAUAUGAAAGGAAAACAUACCCAUUCGAAUUUUCUACGGUUGAAAUGCCUUAUGAGACAUAUAAUGGGGUGAAUGUGAGGCUGAGGUAUGUUCUGAAAGUUACCAUCAGUCGUGGUUACGCUGGUAGCAUAGUGGAAUAUCAAGACUUUGUGGUUCGCAACUAUUCUCCACUUCCAUCAAUUAAUAACGGUAUCAAGAUGGAAGUUGGAAUUGAAGAUUGCCUGCACAUCGAGUUUGAGUAUAACAAAAGCAAGUACCAUCUGAAAGAUGUUAUCAUUGGCAAGAUUUAUUUCCUGCUGGUGAGAAUUAAGAUAAAGAAUAUGGAUCUGGAGAUCAGGCGUCGAGAGUCAACUGGAUCUGGAGCUAACACUCAUGUCGAGACAGAGACAUUAGCUAAGUACGAGCUGAUGGAUGGAGCUCCAGUAAGAGGUGAAUCUAUUCCAGUCAGACUGUUUCUUAGCCCUUACGAGCUGACGCCUACGCAUCGUAACAUCAACAAUAAAUUCAGUGUGAAGUACUAUUUAAAUCUUGUUCUUGUUGAUGAAGAAGACAGACGCUAUUUCAAGCAGCAGGAGAUCACUAUAUAUAGGCUUCAAGAGACAACCUGAUUAUUCAUCUCCAAAUUCUGUCAGAUAAAAGUCAGUUUUGAAAAGUUGAUCAACUACUUGGAGUGCUCUGUAAAGCUUUUUAUUUUGGAAAAUAUCUAUUUCUUGUCGAAGCAAAAUGUUUGACUGGUCGCUUAGGCAUGGGAUCUUGGUGAGAUCGUUUCUUUUGGUUGCUGGUAAGUCUAAUGUGUUGAUUGUAUUAUGAACAUGGUUAGCAAAUUGUUGCACAUUUCAUCACGAGCAACGAGAUCUGAUUUUCGGUGUGGUUAAUUGUAGAUUAUAUUUACGUAUUAUGAUAUAAAUCUUUUCUUCCAAUUCC